AUGCAGAGACCAAGAAGUGUCAAGGGCGUGCUGACAAGCGGAAAAAAACUCCGACAACUUCAGAAACGCUACUUGCUAAAGCAGCCAGAAGACUUGACCAUUCUCCUUGACAACGACAUCCAAUAUCUUUGCAAAGAGAUCGAAAUACUCAACAAGCGUUGCCAGCAUAUGCGCCGCACCCGCGUUCAACCAUCACAACCUGCAAACGACGUAUGGCAUACAGCAGUAGAAUACUUUCGCUUGAUCGGUCAUGGACUUCAUCUCACCAACAACCAGCUCGGCUUUGUGCGAGAUAUGAUGGCUCCAGAUGUGGUAAUCAACUCAGAAUACGGCCCGGAGGCUAUUAUGCAGCACUGGUGCUUUAUGGACUGGUUCGGCGACGUGAAUGUGGAACUCAAAGGGUGGGAGGAGACGGACGGCGAGUCGCUGCUGGGAAUCACAACUACCAGCGUGAUCAUCACGAAACACACUCUGCGCAACGUGUUUCCACACUUGCGCACCACCGACAACAGCGAUCGGAACGGUAAGCUAGCAGAGCAGCUUCUGAACCAACGACUUGUUAUGCGCGGGUCAACGUGUUUCGAGUGGGAUGACUCGACUAGCCGCAUGACAAGGGUGGUAUCCCAGAGCGACAUGUUGUCGCCGAUGUUGCAGCUACUUAACAGCGUGGAGGACGUAUCUCUGGUUUUUGAACAGGCACUCAUUUCCCCGGACUUUCAGUGGAAGCGGACGUUGUAUUACAACGCUUUUCCUCUGCGAUGCAGUGCGAACCAUUCAUCAAUCCCUAAACUUUAUUAG
Phytophthora nicotianae INRA-310 is the source of this 798-nucleotide messenger RNA. RefSeq lists its product as hypothetical. Bases 1 to 798 code for a protein of 265 amino acids. The transcript has a single exon. Lineage: Eukaryota; Oomycota; Peronosporomycetes; Peronosporales; Peronosporaceae. The record is from RefSeq and is a predicted model, not a curated record.